CAAACCACUCUGAGCAAGUUUGUAUGCGAGAACUAGCGAGUUGAGCAGUAAAAAUCCCCAGAAUUUUAAAGUAUGUUUUCUAUUCCGGUUUAACACUAAAAAUCGUCCAGAGAAAUAUGACAAGUAUUAAGCUGGGGCUUUAAGGUCACUCAAGAUGGCUGACAAGUGAUCUGUGUUAUGGUAAACACAACAGAACAACAACCUACAAAGGUCGUCUAUAAAAACAAAAGUUCAUAGCAGACUGUAUGUGACCGUGUGACCCCUGGUUGCCAAUAUGGCCAUGGCUACGGGGGCUACUGUUGCAGAGAGUCAACUCCACAGGAUUAUCAGAGAUCUUCAUGAGGCGGUUACAGAACUUGCUAAAGAGUACAGGGAAACUGGGGAACCAAUCACAGACGACAGCACCAACUUGCACAAAUUUUCCUAUAAGCUGGAGUACCUGCUACAGUUUGACCAGAAAGAGAAAAGCACAUUUCUUGGAACAAAGAAGGAUUACUGGGACUACUUUAGUGACUGUCUGGCAAAGAUCAAGGGUGCCAAUGAUGGGGUUCGCUUCGUCAAAUCCAUCACUGAACUGAAGACAUCUCUCGGAAAAGGACGUGCCUUUAUUCGUUAUUCUCUUGUGCAUCAGCGACUGGCUGAUACACUGCAGCAGUGCCUGAUGAACCAAAGAGUCACCAGUGACUGGUACUAUGCAAGAAGCCCUUUCGUGAAGUCCCACCUUAGUGCUGACAUCAUCAAUCACCUGUAUGAGCUCAAUGAGGUGCAGUUUGAUGUGGCUUCCAGAGGACAUGAUCUCGAUGCCUCGUGGCCUACUUUUGCCAGGAGGACACUUGCAAAUUCACCUGGCCACAUGUGGAAACCUCCAAGUCGCAGUUCCAGCAUUAACAGUCUGGUCAGCACCUAUUCCCAGCAAGCGCACGAGUUCCCCUCUAGCCCAGACUAUGGUCAUAAUCUCCUGACCGACCUGAAUGAGUCCUUGCCUGUCUGUCCUGAAGACAUGAGCACAGUUGACGACCUUCGUCUAGAGCUGGACCAGUCAGAGCUGAAGCAGCAGCAACUCUUAGACAAUGUGCAGCAGCUGGGUGAGGAGGCUGCUGAACUCAGGGGCAUAGUGGUGGAGCUGCAGAAACAGUUAGAUGUCUCACUUGCUGCACAAGAAGAACAGCAAGUUUUGCAGGUAGAAGUCAGAGGGCUGCAGGAGCGGGAACAGUCUCUGUCCAAAGAGGUGGAAAGACUUAAUACCAAAGAGAAAGCCAUGGAGGAUGAACAACGGCUGCUCAAGCAGAGCUUGGCGGCUGCUGAUACUAAGAAUGUGGAGCUCCUGGCUAAGUUAGAUGGGGUACUAAAUGAGAAGGGCCAGCAGGCUGCCAGCUACUUUAAUUCAGCACAAAAAAUACACGAGUUGCUCGACAAAUUAAAAGAGGCAGAGAGAGGAAAGAUGGAAGCUGUAGCCGAAGCUGAGUCGAAAAAAAGACUGGGGGAAAGGUUAGAGACUGAGCUGAAGUUAAAGGAGGCAGCUGCUAGAGAGGGUGAAACCAAAUUAGGAGCAUUGGUUACAUCUACAUCUGAGGAGAAAAUGAAGUUGAUGGCAAAAGUGGAAGAACAAUCCAGUGCCUUGGACAAACUCCAGGGGUCUUUGACACAGAGGGAGAAGGAGGCAAACAACUUACAAAAGCAACUGCGAGAUUUACAAAAAUCCCUCGAAGAGGCAGAGAAGGAAGUAGAGAUGGUGAAAAGAAUGGCACAAGAAGAUAAAGAGAGAAUGCACAUGAAUGUUAAUGAUUUAAAAAAGAUGCUGGAAGCGGAAGUCUCCUCUUUCAAAGAAGAGGUUGAAAAGAAAGAAGAGGAACUAACUUCUACCUUUGAGACACUACAACAGCUGAGGACCCAGAACCAAAGUUUAAACACAGAAAGAGAGAAGCUGACAAAUACUCAGGCAGAGCUGGAAGCUAACGUCAAAGAACUGACUACCAGGAUGGAAGAGUGCAAGACACAGUGCACUAAUUUAACGGAUCUGAAUGAGAAGCUGCUGACUACGGUAAGGAAAAAUGAGGAGUUGAAGGAGGAAAUGGAUGAAAACAGAGGAGCACUUGAAGCUGAAGUAUCUGCUCUGAGAGCUUCUGAGAAACAACUGCGAGGACAGCUGGAUGACACUAAACUGACAGUUGAUGAAAAGGAGAAGCUGCUGCGUGAGGAGAACUGUAAGUUGGAUGAGAGCUUGCAGCGGGCCACCAUGGCAGCCAGCACGGCAGAGAGCACAUCGAAGAGGCUUCAGNAGGAGAACAAGAGUCUGAAGGAGGAGCAGGACUCUGUGAAAACUGCUCUGGGUAAAAUGCAGGCAGACCUGAAGAGUGUUCACGGACAAAUCGCAGAGCUGGAGAAGAAUUUGGGAGCGUCGCGUAAGAAUGAGGGCGAUCUGCAAGAACAGCUCAAAACAAAAGAGGACCUGUUAGUAAAUAAAGAGGUUCAACUCAAAACGCUUCAGUCCAAGGUGAAAGCUUUAAUUGCCAAGGAAAAAGAGCUUGAAAUAGCCAGAGCUGAUGCAGAAGCCACCCUUGCGAAACAGGCAGAAUUGAUCCAACGAGUGACCUGCGAGAAGCAGGCGAUGGAGAUGUCUCAGCUAGAAAGAAGUGCUGUCCAAGAAAAGGAAAACCAGGAAAUAAUAGGCAAAUUGGCUGUGGUUGAGAGUCAGUUAGAGCUAAGUAUGAAAGACGUGUCCAGGCUGCAGGCGGAAACUUUAGACCUGAGGGUGAAGGGCCAACGGUCUGAGGAGGAAAAGCUUACAUUUCAAGCACAACUGGAAGUAACCGAGGCUCAGAGGGAUGAGCUCAGGAUUUUGACUGAGCAGCUGAAAUCUCAGACUGAAGCUUUGAAUCAGAAGCACAUUGAGGAGCUUAUGGAGUGCCAAAAGAAAGAAGAGAAGUUGAUGGAAAAGCACAAUAGAGAAAUGGCUUCACACGCUGAGUCAGCACUAUCAGCAGCUGCAGUUCAAGAUGAGCUGUCCAGCCUGAAGGCACUAUACAACAAGCUUGUGUUGGAGAACACAGAGAUACGUGAGGGCCUGCACAGAGCAAACACAGAGAUGGCAGAGUUGGGAAUGACCAUAUGUAAGCUGAGUGCAGAAAAAGAAGAGGCCACACAGCUAUGGACCAGUGAUACUGCCAGGAUCGCAGAGCUAGAGAAAGAAGUUGAGCGAGGAGAAGAAUGUGUGACAGAGCUACGGCAGGAGAAUUACCAAAUAAGACAGGAGUUGAUUAAGAAAGAGUCACUCUUGGAGAAUAUUGUGGAGCUCCAGGAGCAGCUGGAAAAAUCCAAGGACCUGGUGCAGAAUGUCAAAGAGUCCAACAAAGAGGAGAUGGAGGCCAUAAAGUUUCAGAUGAGCUCAGAAAACAUGAACCAUCAGAAUCAGAUGAAGAGUGUGACUGAACAGUUGAACAAGGUGAAAACUCAACUACAGGAGGAGCUGAAGAGAGUAAACAACCUGCAGACUGAAGUGUCUGAACUAAAGGUUGAGAAUGAGCAGUUUUUGCUGCUAGUUGGGGAGAAAGAUGCCCACAUCACAAAAGCAGAAGCAACCAUCAGAGAGAGUGAAAGUGAGAUUCAGCAGCUGAGAGAAGCAGUCAACAGGGUUGAGGAAGCACACACAUCUGCUCAAAUGGGAUGUGAGGAAUUGGAGCAGAAACUCAACAAAGCAAACACAGAGCUGCAAAGCCAGAGCCUGAAACUGACUGCAGAGAUAGAUGACCUAAACAGGACCAAGACCAACCUCGAAGAGAGACUGAUAGAGCUCAUCAGGGACAAAGAUGCUCUGUGGCAGAAGACAGAUGCUCUGGAAUUUGAGCAGAAGCUGCGAGCGGAGGAGCGCUGGUGGUUGAUGGAUAAAGAAGCCACUCAUUGUCUGGACUGUCAGGGCCAGUUCACCUGGUUUCUGCGCAGACAUCAUUGCAGACUCUGUGGUCGCAUCUUCUGCUACUACUGCAGCAACAACUUUGUGAUGACCAAACAAAGUGGGAAGAAGGAGCGAUGCUGCAAGGAGUGUUACACCCAGCACACUGCAGUGGUGGAGAGAUUCACAGAAGCAGAGCUCAGUCCUGCAGAUACACAGCCUCCUCCAGAUGGAGCGGGACCUCAACCUCCUCCUGAACCAGCUCCGUACACACCCACCCCUCGAGUGACAGUUUCUGAGUCUGGUAUCAGAUCUGAUGAUGGAGCAUUUGACAUCAUCACCGAAGAAGAGGUGAAUGGUGUCUACGACAGUGACACCAACUCCCAGACCACCGGAGGCUCACUGGAUGGAGAACAAGACAGACCUCCUCCUGGGGCAUUGAACAUAGGCCUGGGAGAUAAUGCUGAAGACCAUUCAGAGAUUACCCUUCUUAAAUCAGGAGAAGUCACGAUGGUUGUUCCUCUCAGCAUCGAUGGUAUUUCUCAGUUCGGAGAUGGUUCCAGGGAGCUCUUCAUCAAGUCCAGCUGUUACAGCGUGCUAACCGUUGACAUGAGAGACUGUGGCCAGACCAUCAGCUGGAUGUUCUCCUCUGAGCCCAAAAGCAUCUCCUUCAGUGUGGUUUACCAGGAAUCUGCUGACACUCCAGUGGAACAGACGAAGGUGCUGAUUCCUCUGACUCGCUGCAAUUCUCAUGAAGAGACAGUUCAGGGUCAGCUCAAAGUCCGUCACCCCGGUCACUACAUCCUCAUCUUUGACAACUCCUUUUCACGAUUUAUCUCCAAGAAAGUAUUCUACCACCUGACCAUGGAGAAACCUGUUAUCUAUGAUGGGAGUGACUGUUCCUGAAGAUGUUCUAUGCACAUGAUCACAGUGUCACUGUGAUGUCACAUUGGUUUUCGUCAGGAUUGGAGAAACAGUUUUUGCAGUUUUUAACAGCUUUUUAAAUAUUUUAUUGUUUUUACGUGUUUUUAGAUGUACUAAGGCAAUAACUGUAGUCCUCAUUGGACUAGACCGCUGUAAACGCUUUUUUAAAGGCAGCCAUAUGUCACAGCAGUUAUUUUAAUAAUUGACCAAGUACUUUUAUGAAGUUGUUCCUCAACAGCAAAACAAAAAUGAGUUCCUGUAACACUCCCUUCCUAACUGACCGUUGCCGUUAAAUGCUACGUUAUUGCAAAGGACAAAGGAGAAGGUGAUGGUUUUUUUUAGUUCACUUAUUUAAUUUGUAAAAAAUAAUUUGCACUUUUCCAUCAUGGUGAGGAAACAAAAGCACUAAGUAAUAACCCAUUUGGGUUUAAUAAGGUUUCUGAUUGAAAAACAAAGCAUAUGCACUUUGUGCAAACAUCUCAGGAGAAGGGAAGGAAAUAGGAAACUCUGUCUUUCAGAAGUAGCAAUUUCCUAAUUAGAAGAAUACUGCCAAAAAAUACUCUGUAUAAAUAAAAAACUGAAAGGUUAGAUAUCCUUCUGUCCAGUGAUAAGCUGUAAUCCCAAAAGUGCCUUUUCUCCUCAUUCUCACAGAACACUUUUCUUGGUACUGUUCUGAAAGAAUACAGAUCUGCUAAUAUUGUAAACACAAUGUAAUAUGUACAUGCACAUUUCUGAACCCUUUAGCUAUUCCUGUACUCUGAUGAAAUAGUUCGGGAUACAGCAUGAAGUUUAUUGUUGCAUUUUCUUUUUUAAGAAAUUUUUAUGAAGCAAUAAGAGAAAAACAAGGCUGAUCACAUUAAUGAAGCUCUGUGCUGCUUUUUGUCAGAGAUCUGGUUGUGCUACAUGGACAAAUCUGUUAUUUUUUAAUGUGUGAUAUAUUUGGAUCGUGACACUUCUUCUCUGUCUUUUUAUUCUUCUUUUUUGCCAUGAUGACAGUUUUUUUAAAAACUAUAUUAAAUCUGUUUGGUUGCUGUAGUUGCACCAGCAGAUUACUACAGAAAACUGUAGUAUGAGGAUACUCAAGUCAUAGAACAUAGAACUUAAAUGUGUUCUAAGAGAACCAUUGCUAGAGUAGCAAAUAGAAAAAACACAGAAUAGAAACAGUAUUAAAUUAGAAUUUCAGUUGCUGCUAAUAUUACCUAUUGGGAAGAGACACAAACACAUACACACAAAGGAGAGAGAGAGAGAGAAAGAGAGAGAGUGAGUGAACAGAGUAGAGCUCAGCAUCUAGUCCUGAUGCAGUUUCGCUCUCUGUCUGAAGCGCUUGGUGAGAUCGGUAGAGGAUUCUCAGCAGCGUCACCAUGUCCACUCUCCACAUCAGCAGGCUCUUUUUGUCACUCUGUCUCCUUCCAGCUGUGAGUAUUUGAUCUCCAUUUGCUGCAUCUAACAAAUCCUCUGUCACCUGUAGAACUUUAUAAUUCUCUCUGGUAUUUACUCCUGACGUAAUACAUGGAAUGCACGUAAAGCUAUACAAAAGACAGAAUCUUGUUCAUUGUGUGUGUGUGUGUGUCUGUGUCCUAUGCAAAUUUGCAGUGGUGGUUGUUCAGUAAGAUGUGUACCGUAACUUUUACUUUCAACGUGUUGCAUCCGGAGAGAAGUCGAUAUACAGUGGACAACACAAGUGAUUUAGAGUUCAUACAUAACAUUGACCGAGGUUAGAUUUGGAGCAGUAGAUACUGUGGCUCGUCUGGUUCAGACUCUAUAUUUCAUGUUGCUUCUGGUUUUGACAGUAGCGGAUAGGAAUGAAGGAGUGUAGUAUAUAUGAGAGGGGAGGGGAGAUAUCUGUGAAUAGUUAUCUGGAAGAUGAAGUGGGAAUUGAAAUGCAGUAGACAAACAUGCAAAAAAAAAAAUCAAAAAUACUAAUACAGUACUA
Messenger RNA from Cynoglossus semilaevis (tongue sole), 6746 nucleotides. It is a transcript of the gene fyco1a, whose product is annotated as FYVE and coiled-coil domain autophagy adaptor 1a. Gene Ontology annotation, biological process: plus-end-directed vesicle transport along microtubule; positive regulation of autophagosome maturation. Gene Ontology annotation, cellular component: lysosome; autophagosome; late endosome. Gene Ontology annotation, molecular function: metal ion binding. The record is from RefSeq and is a predicted model, not a curated record. The coding region runs from base 275 to 4795 and encodes 1506 amino acids. The transcript has 19 exons. NCBI's taxonomy places the organism in Eukaryota, Metazoa, Chordata, Actinopteri, Pleuronectiformes, Cynoglossidae.